GAAGUUGGAUCGUCUGGAGAAGAAAAAGAAAAAGAAAGACAGAAAGAAGAAAAAGCAGCAAAAGAAAAAAAGCAAAAGUAAACACAAGAAACAUAAGAUGAGAUCCUCUUCCUCAUCCUCCAGUGAGACUUCAGUAAGCAGCAGUGACAGCGAGACUGACAGCAGAGAUAAAGCAGCACAAAAGAAGACGUAUUCUAAGAAAAGAAAAAAAGACAAGUUUUCAGAAGCUAGCAGCAGCAGCGACUCAGAAGGAAAGGCAAAGACGAGGAGGGAAAAACUUUAUGAAGAUCUUUCCAGUAGUCACAGUAACAAGGACAAAGACAGGGAGAAGUACGAACUUUUAAAGCAAGAUAGUUCUGCGGAGAACAACAAAUGGAGCUCCUGUGAGGGGGAAAGAAAGUCCAAAAGCAGGUACCAUAGCAUGGACAAGAGAGAAACUGAAAGAAAGGAGAGUGAUGGCAGAAGCCAAAGCAUGGAUGAGAGGAGCAGGAGAAGCCCUUGCAGAAGUCACAGCAUUUCCAGGCAACGACAAAUGAGAAAAAGUCCAAGUCAAAGCCCUGGUGAAGAGCGGCACAGGAAAAAUGAAACCAGAAGCCCCAGCACAGAUGUGCACAGAGAGAAGAAAAAAUGUAGAGAGAGCUAUGGGGACAAGUGCAGUAAAGUGGAACACAGAGAAAGGAGCAGACACAGUAGAAGCAGAAGCAGAGAGAGGAAAAAAAACAGAUAGUUUAGGGGACAGGUGCAAGCAAGAAUGUCUCCAUUUUCUGAUUCAUACCUUUAACAAGGGCUCAAUUAUGUAUUGCUUUUCAUUUUCCAACCUCUGUAACGAGCAUUUCCUACAUAAAGCCAACAGCAUUAUUUCUGUAAUGUUGGGAUAUUUGUAAAUUAGGUAUAAAUGUUAUGGGAUUUUUCUUAUUAUUUAAAUA
This is a messenger RNA of Pterocles gutturalis (yellow-throated sandgrouse), 926 nucleotides long. RefSeq names its product corepressor interacting with RBPJ 1-like. The annotation marks the transcript as partial. The transcript has a single exon. Lineage: Eukaryota; Metazoa; Chordata; Aves; Pterocliformes; Pteroclidae. The record is from RefSeq and is a predicted model, not a curated record.